AUGGGUGAAAGCUACUAUUCAAUAAUUGCACCCGGUGUUAUUAAAUCCAAUCGGAAGUAUACGGUAAUGGUGUCGCUGCACGAUUCUUUGGAGCCGGCAAAAUUUAACAUCCGCAUAGAGGGACCCUACUACCAUAUGAGCAAUGAUGUCUAUUUGCAGCCGCAUGAAAGCAAGUUAAUUGUUUUUAUACCUCAAAAACUGGUUCAAGGUCCACAUAAACUAGUCGUCGAAGGGGUGAGUGGCCUGGUGUUCCGCAAUGAAAGUUUUCUAUUUGCUCAUCAUAAUGUUGGACCGAAGUUAUACAUACAAACCGAUAAGGCUGUAUACAAACCUGGUGAUGAGGUGCAAUUUCGUGUUAUGAUAUUAGAUGAACAUACAAGGCCAUUGCAGAUUCAAGAACCGAUACGGGUUGAGGUGAUGGAUGGUGCUAAAAAUCGUAUCAAACAAUUCAAGGAUAUAAAACUCGUAAAGGGCCUCUACACCAGUAAAUUCCAACUAUCCGAAUAUCCGGUUUUAGGUGAUUGGUAUAUACGGGUAUUUAUCAGCGGCAAAUACGAUUACAGUGAACAGAAGCGUAUACGUGUCCUGAAAUAUGUCCUCCCCAAGUUUAGUGUCUACAUUAAAACCCAAUUAUUUUUAACUCGCGAUAUGGAUCGCAUUAAGGCCUUAAUAUAUGGCCGAUACACCUUCGAUAAAUAUGUGGAGGGUAAUGUAACGGCUCGACUAAUCGAUAAUGUUCGCAAUAAAAUUCUACAGGAAAAACAGGUUGUGGUUAAGGAUACGGUCGGUGUUGAAUUCGAUCUCAGCGAUCCGGAUUUAUUGAAGUUGUAUGGCUUUAAGCUACAGGUUGAAUUGUCGGAAAAACAUACCGGUAUGACCAAGAGUGAAGAGGUUUUUAUGUCACUGCAUGAUGUGCCGUAUAAUAUUUAUGUAUCGAGCGAUACUAUACAGUUCGAAAAAGGUCGACCCUAUCGUUUGACAGCCACAGUGAAUUAUUGGAGUGGUGCACCGGUUUUGGAUAAGUCAAUGCCGGUCGUAAUGCAGCAUGGCGACAAGGAAUACAGUGCCUAUUUAAAUUCGAAGGGAGAGGCAAUAUUUGAUUUCGAUCAUGAUGAAAAUUCCAAUCAUUUAUUCCGCUUUGGGAAUGCCACCUUUAAAUUGUCCAAUAUUUUUGCCGAUGAUUCGUUUGGCAAUAAGACGGAAUCGUAUUUUACAUUGGGGCUGAAGGAUGAGAGCCUUCCUCGCCUGGGUAAACCCGUGGAACUUGUGGUAACAUCCACCGUGGAAAUACCCUAUCUGGUUUACACAAUUAUGGGUCACUCGAAUAUCAUCCAUGCUGAUCGCAUUACAGUGCCAGGGCGCCAAAAAUCCUAUACCAUAGAAAUAAUACCAUCUAUCGAAAUGGUACCCUAUGCCUAUGUGUAUGUUCAUUAUAUUCAGGACGGGGUUUUGCGUUAUGAGGAAAUUGAGCUGGAAUUUCCAUUGGAAUUUGAAAAUCAGGUUAGCGUCGAUGCUCCCAAACAAGUACAACCGGGUCAAGAAGUCACUCUCGAAUUGAAGGCGGAGCCCAAAUCUCUGGUCGGAAUAUUGGCUGUCGAUUUGGGUGUAUAUCUCUUGGAUCCUUCCUACGAUCUCAAACGUAUGGACAUAUUGCGUUCAUUAAUGAAUGAUGUCUCAUCUUUGCCAUUUCGGGCUUUGGUCUAUCCUGGCCUAUUAUCUGGGGUUAUUACCUUUACCAAUGCCCAUUAUGCAUUUGUCCCACUAAAUGCCCAUACUGCGGUCAGUCCCGCUGGGGUCAAUCCUCUAAAAUUCCGUCAAAAGUUUCCGGAAACAUGGAUUUUUCAGAAUUAUGAAAUCACUGACAAUAUAACCCAGAUAAAAUUGGAGAUACCCGAAACAAUCACCACCUGGCGGAUCACCGCAUUUUCGCUAAACGAAAAAACCGGUCUUGGUAUAGUGAAAGGACCCACCGAUAUAACCACAAUACAACCGUUUUUCAUUAGCCUCAAUUUACCCUAUUCCGUGAAACGGGGUGAAAUUGUGGCCAUACCAGUCCUCGUACACAACUACCUCGAACAAGAAGUUGAAUCGGAAAUUACUCUCUACAAUGAGGCUGGAGAAUUUUAUUUUAUGGAUACAAUCAUCUUCAAUCCCAAACGAGGUUCGGAAGACAUGAAACGGGCAAAGAGGCUUAAGGUUCCUGCAAAUAGUGUUGGCAGUGUGGCCUUCCUUAUCAACCCCAAACAAGUUGGAGAGGUGAGUUUGCGAGUGGCUGCCACAAAUUCUCUAGCCGAAGAUGGUGUAAUACAAAAACUUCGUGUGGAACCGGAGGGAAUGAUUAAGCGGCACACAAAGCCUUUAUAUAUCAGUGCCUCGCCUGGAGAGAAGACAAAGGCCACUUUCCACAUAAAUAUCCCCCGUGAUGUUGUACCCCAAUCGGAGUUCAUUACUCUCUCGGUGAGUGGCAAUAAUAUGGCUCCAACGCUCAAGAACCUCAAUGGGUUGGUUUUAAUGCCCACCGGUUGUGGAGAACAAAAUAUGGUAAAUUUUGCACCGAAUAUUUUGGUCCUACAAUAUUUGCGAGCGACUGGAAGAUAUUUCAAGGAAAAGGAACUGGUGGCCAAGGCUAGAAAUUUCAUUGAAGUAGGUUAUCAGCAACAGCUGUCAUAUCGUCAUUCGAAUGGAGGCUAUAGUGUAUUUGGUCAGGCGAAUGAUGAGGAGCCAAGUACAUGGCUCACCGCCUAUGUGGUGAGAUUUUUCAUUAAGGCUACGAGAUAUUUACCCAUGAUGGAGGCUCAUAUUGUCGAUUCGGGAUUGACAUAUUUGGCCAGUACCCAGCGUAGUGAUGGUAGUUUCCCCUAUACUGGUUAUCUAUUCAAUCCGGCUCAACAGAAUCGUUUUGGUGGUGCGGCAUUUAUUUUGAUGACAUUCUUGGAGGAUAAGAAAUUCGCCGAAAAAUAUAAAUCCACCAUUGAAAAUGGUAUGAAAUUUCUGAACGAUAACUUGGAGGGUAAUACGGAUAUUUAUGCCCUUUCCAUAAUCGCCGUGGCCAUGCAAAUGGCUCAACAUGCCAAUGCCACAAAAAUCCUCGAUAAACUUGAAGAACAAAAGCAAAGAUCCGAUGGUCGCAUAUGGUGGUCACAAAAUGAUCAUGAUCAUGCCAAAGAUGUUGAGAUCACUGCCUAUGUCCUGAUGGCCCUUUUGCUGGAAAAGCAGACCCGAAAUAUUCGAGAAGAGCAAGAAAUUUUCAAAUGGCUGGCGGAACAACGUAAUGAACGUGGUGGCUUUAAAUCGACACAUGAUACCGUUGUGGGUCUGCAAGCAUUGGCGGCCUAUUCGGAGAAAUAUAAUACCUUAAACUCGUUAAAUUUACGAGUAAAAUAUUCUGCAACUAAUUUCCGCAAACAAAAAUUGAAAUCUGGCGAAUUGCAGGUGGAUGGAAAUAAUGUGAUGAUUUUACAGACGGAAGAGUUUCCCAAAUACACCCGCUGCAUAGACGUAGAAGCCUCCGGUUCGGGUAAUGCCUUGCUGCAGUUGUAUUAUCAUUAUCACAUCAGUUCCGAAGAUGAUUUCCAACAUUUCCGCAUUAAUCCCAAGGCGAAAUUGGUAAAUCCGGAAGAAUUGAAUUUGGAAAUUUGUUUCAGUUAUCGUCAGGAUGCUAACUCCGUUGCAGGUGGCAAUUCGACCGGCACAAAUAUGAUAAUUAUGGAGACUAAUUUACCCUCCGGUUUUACAACCAAUGAAGACUACGGUAAUGAAUUGCUGGAUAAUGAGCUGGUCGAUCGUAUAGAAUUGCGAAAUUCCGACACUACUUUGGUUAUGUAUUUUGAAAAGCUAUCAGCAAAUAUUGAUAAUUGUUUUACGAUCAUGGCUGAUAAGCUUAACGAUGUCCUACAGCGUAAACCGGCAUCGGUGGCUGUGUAUGAUUAUUACAAUAUCAGUCGUCAUGAUACGGCAUUCUAUAGUAUUUGA
Molecule: messenger RNA, 3972 nt
Organism: Musca vetustissima
Lineage: Eukaryota; Metazoa; Arthropoda; Insecta; Diptera; Muscidae
Product: thioester-containing protein 1 allele S3-like
Exons: 9
Coding region: 1-3972 (1323 amino acids)
Cellular component (GO): extracellular region
Molecular function (GO): endopeptidase inhibitor activity
Source: RefSeq, a predicted model, not a curated record